GACGGGGUCCUCUCACUCUCGGGCACAGAGAGCAGGUGGUGGGACGCGAUCCUGUCUGCAGUGUGACACUCAGCAUUAUCAACGAAAAUGUACUAUAAGGUCAGCGGAGUCACUGGGAAAUUAACGGGAACCACGGCGGCGUCCGCUUACAGCCCGCAGGGGCUGAAGGCCACAGUUCCCUCUCAAGCUCCGCCCAUGAUCUUUGCAGUACCAACCAAGGUUGUUUCAGAGACCGGCUCAGUGGCACACUACAUGGGAAUCAACAAAGUUCCUGAGCUGCAGAAGAUUUUCCAGAAAACUGAUGGAGCACCGGUUCACCUGAAGCGUGGAGUCAUGGACAAGAUGCUGUAUAGGACCACAAUGGGCUUGACAAUUGGCGGCACCCUCUACUGUUUAAUGGCUCUCUAUAUUGCUGCCCAGCCCCGAAAACCACAGUGACCCACCCUGCCUCUGCCCUUGUAAUUGUUAAAUAUAUUGCAAUUAUUAUGGUUGGAGUGAUGACAGAUUUUUGUCAUUUUGCUCUAAAAGACUGUGACAGAAUUUUUUUAUUUACACCAGUAUUUUGAUUUCACUCACUGGUUAUACAAGUACAUCUAGAUCAAUCUGAGAAGCAUCUGAUUUCAUUUCAUAUGUACAUUUAUUACAUAAGAGUUUAUUGUAUCUGGUUUGGUCGAUCACUAUGUUCUCAUGGGGCCAUCUGAUGAGAACCUCUUUCUAGACAGUAGAACCUUUACCUUGACAGUCUGUUUUUUUACAAUCAGGGAUAUUGAAAUAAUGCACACACUGAUGUACUGACCUAUUCGCGUCACCUCAUAUCUUUUGAGUAAAUGACAGAAAGCUUGUCAACCUGUAAAUGAAGUCCUUGCAAUUUGUGUCUAGCAGAAUAAAUAUAUUUUGUUUGUAAAAAGUGAA
Molecule: messenger RNA, 912 nt
Organism: Cyprinus carpio (common carp)
Lineage: Eukaryota; Metazoa; Chordata; Actinopteri; Cypriniformes; Cyprinidae
Product: cytochrome c oxidase subunit 7A2-like, mitochondrial
Biological process (GO): regulation of oxidative phosphorylation; mitochondrial respirasome assembly; mitochondrial electron transport, cytochrome c to oxygen
Source: RefSeq, a predicted model, not a curated record